AUGGCUAUCUACUCCAGAAAUGAAGCUUUGAUGUGUAAGGUCUUUCCAUCAAGUUUGGGCUCAGUGGCGAUGAGAUGGUUCAACGGUUUAAGGGCUAAUUCUAUUGAUUCCUUUAAGAAACUUACCCGGGCUUUUGGCGCUCGCUUUAUUACCUGCAGCAGGGUUCCUUGGCCUUUGGGGUCUUUGUUGUCUAUGUCCAUGCGAGAGGGUGAGACUCUUAAGACAUAUUCGGAUAGAUACUGGGAAAUGUUUAAUGAGAUAGAGGGAGAGCAUAACGAUAUGGCUAUAAGAACUUUCAAGGCCGGUCUUCCAGCCGAGCGUGAUUUGAGGAAAUCUUUAACUGGUAAACCUGUCACUAAUGUACAGCAAUUGAUGGAUCAAAUUGAUAAGUACAGAAGAGUAGAAGAAGACCAAAUACAGGGAAAAGGAAAGGCUAAGGUAAUCCCUCAGGAGAUGAGGGAUUUUAGGUCGGACCGAUACAACAGUAACCGGCCUCAAAAAGACUAUAUUGGCAGUCGGGUUCUGCCAACACGCAAGCGGUUAAUGCCAUGUUUCGGGAGUCGGUACAACAGGAGAGCCUACGAGACGCAACCAGAAUCUUUACUGCCACUAUCAUCAAGACCAUGGACACACGACUGA
Quercus lobata is the source of this 639-nucleotide messenger RNA. RefSeq lists its product as uncharacterized. The transcript has 2 exons. Lineage: Eukaryota; Viridiplantae; Streptophyta; Magnoliopsida; Fagales; Fagaceae. The record is from RefSeq and is a predicted model, not a curated record. Bases 1 to 639 code for a protein of 212 amino acids.